AUGCGCAGUAUACGAUACUCAUAUCCACUACUCUCUAAUCCCUCUUGCCUUUUCCUGCUCCUUUUCUUCUCUCCGUCUUUCUUCGAUGAGAAGGAACAUUCUACCGGAUCGCUGCUCUCCAUCAUUUCCUCGAGUACGGAAGAACUCACCGGCCUUGGCGGUCCGGUGAUGGGCGGAACGCUCACUUUUACCUCCACAAUAGUUGGAGGUAUCAUUCUCUCCCUCGCUGUCGGCUGGAAACUAGCAUUAGUCUGUACCACUACAAUACCAAUCAUCGUGGCUUGUGGCUGGCUCCGUCUCCAAAUUCUUGCUGUCUUCGACGCCAAGACAAGGCAGGACGGGAGGGAUUCAGCAUCGUAUGCCAGUGAGUUGGUUAAGUCGGUCGAAACUGUCGCUUCUCUUGGUCUAGAGGAGUUUGUCUUAAACAUAUAUGAUGAGUUCCUAGCGCAGCAGUCAGCACAAUCUUUGCGCUCCAUACUCACUGCAUCAGCCUGCUCGCAGAUCGCUGGGUCGAUAUUCACAUUCGCGCCUGAUGCGAGCAAGGCAAUGCACGCUGCUUGGGAGGUGAAGGGAAUACUCGAGCGGAAGCCUCUAAUCAGUCCUAAUCAUAACGGUGGUGACCCUGACGGUGACCUAAGCGGACGAGGUGUAGAGCACGGCACCAUUGAGUUCAAGAACGUCAGUUUCAGUUAUCCUUCUCGGCCUCAACGACUUGCCCUGGAUGACUUCAGCCUCAAGGUUGAGCCAGGCCAGAGUGUUGCUCUUGUUGGGGGAAGCGGUUCCGGCAAGAGCACUGUUUUUGCCCUCGCCGAGCGCUUCUAUGAUCCGAACCGGGGAUCGGUGCUUGCUGGUGGACAUGACAUCUCAAAGCUUAACCUUAGGCAAUAUCGACAGAUCAUAUCGCUCGUUAGUCAAGAAGCAGUUCUGUAUUCGGUAUCGAUUAGGGAGAACAUUGCGCUAGGUAUGUCAGACCAAAAUGUUCCCGAUGAGGCCACAUGGGCAGCCUGCAAGCAGGCAAACAUCCACGACUUCGUCGCUUCCCUUCAAGACGGUCUCUCUACGCUUUUUGGCCCAAGUGGCAGCAUGCUUAGCGGCGGGCAGAAGCAGCGUAUUGCCAUAGAAAGAGCGCUGUUGCGGCAGCCCAAGAUCCUGCUGCUGGACGAGGCGACGUCGGCGCUGGAUACGGAAAGCGAAAGGCUGAUCCAAGCAGCCCUUGAGGACGCAGCGGAAGAUAAAACUACCGUGCUGAGGUCUCGACGGAUGAAAGGAGACAUGUAG
Molecule: messenger RNA, 1278 nt
Organism: Pseudomassariella vexata
Lineage: Eukaryota; Fungi; Ascomycota; Sordariomycetes; Amphisphaeriales; Pseudomassariaceae
Product: P-loop containing nucleoside triphosphate hydrolase protein
Exons: 3
Coding region: 1-1278 (425 amino acids)
Biological process (GO): transmembrane transport
Cellular component (GO): membrane
Molecular function (GO): ATP hydrolysis activity; ABC-type transporter activity; ATP binding
Source: RefSeq, a predicted model, not a curated record